Molecule: messenger RNA, 4664 nt
Organism: Spirodela intermedia
Lineage: Eukaryota; Viridiplantae; Streptophyta; Magnoliopsida; Alismatales; Araceae
Source: the annotation of a GenBank genome assembly
AUGCUGCGACCGCCGUUGCCGUUCACCGCCGGCCGCCGGCCGCCGGCGAGGUUCUCGCCUCGUCGCCCGUGAGUAGCAUCGCAAAGAAGCAAGGUUCCUGUAUUUCUCGUGUAUAAUCUUGAUGAUUGAGUGUAUUCGAUCUCAUCGGUUCCUCGAAGACAGGUUCUGCAUGGGGAGCAAGGUAAGUGAAGCGGCGUCGCCGGCCGUCCCCAGAUUCGUCCGCAUCGGGGGAAAAGAAGGUCUCUCGGAGGACGCCUUCGGAAGAGGUGCGCUUCCGCCGGCGUUUGACUCGAAAAUUUGCAUAAUUGGCUUUCCAGUGAUAAAUUUGUUUUCAGCGUGGAACAAGUGAAGAAAAACUUGUCGCUGGGGCUGUUUUCUGCAGGUUUCAAAUUCCGGCUUGUGUCGUACAACAUCUUGGCCCAGGUAGUACUGUAUCACAGUAAUGUCUUUGCUCUGCACUUUGAACCGAUGAAAAUUCAUGGUGGAUUCCAUAAGCGAUCAAAAUUUUGUCCGAGUUCAAUUGCAAUGGUUACUUGGAUGCCUUUCUGAACACGUCUAAUUAACUAAGGUGAGAAACGCCUUGGCUGAUCCAGUUCCUGAACAAUUUUAGAUUGGGAAGACUUAAUUGGUUUGCGAGGCAAAUUAUUGAAUCCGAAAUAAUCGUUAAAAAGAGUGGGAAAAAAGCUAAAAUAAGAGAAAAAAGUGGAGGAAACUGGGAAGGAAUCGCACAUCUCCUUAUUGGUUAAAACAGAAAAGGAAAUAGUAGCAUUCUACAAGUAUCAUCAGAUGUGGGUUCCAAGCAAGCAGCGGGGUGGGUCCUUUCUGUUGGUAUCUGUUGUCAUCUUUACUAUAAUGGCCCAUCUUAUCCCUGAUUGAUACAGAAGUGUAUAUUUAUCUUGCCUUAAAACAUUUGAAGAACAUCAGGAUGAGGUUGUAAACUUCAAAAUUUUGCAAAAAAAAAAGUGCCUAGAGAGGAAUUGUGGGUCAAGUUUGCCAAACUUAUAUCCUUCACUCCCCUGCUGCAGAGACCAAUCCAGAAAAAUAUGGCCUGGACCUAGAUGUGAAAUCUCUGACUCUCAUGUUCCAUGGAAUUUGAUCACGCACUUGGAUUGGUCGGGCUUGAUUAUUCUCCAGAUUUUGGUCAGGAGUUUGGAAGUUUUGAUGUCAGAAUGAUUCUUUUUUCAUUAUGAAAUUCCUUAAAUUUCUAAUUAUUUUUUCCGAAUGAUUUUUAAUUUGUGAUAGAUCGCAUGAUUCAUCUUGGUUUUCUAUGAUUCUAAUAUAUAGUGGAGGCUUUAGGAUCAACCAGGUUGCAUAGUUUUGGCUGUUUUAAGAGGGAGAAUAUGAAUUCAGAAAAUUAGUAUAUGAGUGAAUGGAAUUGUUUUCGUCUGGCUUUUGUCAGAUUUCCAAGAUACUGAGAUGGAAAUUUGGUCCAAAUGAGAUUUACUAUUCUAAUCGUUUCUGGCAUCCAAGCAUCCAUUACUAGUUUUCUAAUGGAUUGAUGGCCGGGAUAAAAAGGGUUUUUGUGUCAAGCUUGGGUUUGCAUUCCAAACACCAAGUUUCUUACUCCAAUGUCUUCCCUGUCCAGUUGAGUAUUGGUGGUGGUCUUCCAAUAAUUCAAGAAAAUAUAGAGAAUGUUUGCCAUCAGUCCAUAGGAUAGAAAUUCUAUAUUAAAAUUAGAGAAGGAAGUUUGAUUUAGUCAGGGUUAAUUUUUCUUUCUAUUUAUUUAAUUUUUAUUUGCUAAUAAAAUGGCUUCAUAGUGAGCUUCAGAUUUUUAUCCCUUCAGCAAUAGUUGUCUAAAUGCUAGCUCCUGGUCUUUCUCUGGUUUCCAAGGGAUCCUUAAUAUAUUAUUUAUAACCUCAUCUUGCAGGCGUAUGUCAAAAGUUCUUAUUUUCCACACUCUCCAUCUCCUUGUCUGAGGUAAAUCAAAGUCUCUCUCCUCUCCAAAAAUGUAUAUAUUUCUAAUUUCAUUCUAGGAGCACAUCAUUACUUCUGGUGGAUUCGGUGGGGUGUUGUCUGCCUUCAGAUCUACAUGAGAGCAUUGUUUUUAUAACGUAUUCAUGCAGAAAACAUUUUUUUUUCUAUCUAUCUCAACGUUCAAUACAUCAAUUUGGUGAUAUCCCCCCCUACUCAUUUUUUGAGCACAUCCGUGCCUUUGGUUAAGUCUUGUUCUCGUAAUUUAGGCCUGAUGUGCCACUUCUGCUUGCUCCAGCAGAAACGUGCUUGGUACUUUUGCACAGAGCAGGCAGGCAUGAAGGGUGAACCACUUUGUAAUGCCUUUACCUUGCUCUGUGGGGUUAUCAAGGGUGAACAGCUUUCAAUAAAGAACUUUACUGCAUUUCAUGUGUGCCAAGGAGUUUCUUUUGGAUCAUGAUCCUUCAUGAAUGUUAGCGAAAAUGCUCCUGCCUUGAGAUCCUGAAAUUAUCUGAUGCUGAUCCUCAACUUCAUUAUGCCAAUUGAAGACUACGAAUGCGCUUUGCAAUAUAAAAAUUUAAAUCACGAGAAAUUGGUUCUACAUAUUGAACUUUUUAGAUGGGCUUUGUUCUAUCGUUUUCUCGUUGCAUUUAUGUAUAAUACACUGUAUUGCAGGUGGAAAGCACGCUCACAGGCAAUUUUGACUCUCCUCAGAAGCUUUGAGGCCGACCUACUCUGCCUACAGGUGAGAAUUGCCUUAGACAAUGAAGAGUGGUAACAUGACCAGGGUCAGGCGAGCUUGACCAGUCUAACACAGGAGGGAGACCUUAGCCUGUCCAAGCCAGAAGAUAUAAUAUUUUUUCGUUUAAAUGCUUUCUCCCAAGAUUCCAUCGGAUUUUAUCUUAGACUCUGAGUAAUGCUGGGAAUGGGAUUAGCAGCCUCAUUUGGUUACUAUUUUAUGAACUCCAAGCCAAUUGUGCUUUGCACGAGUUUCUCUACAGUAUCACGUAAUUGCUGAUGAUUUUGCCAUAAUGUUUGCUUCUGUUGCAUCAUCAUUCUAUCUCACAUGCUGAUUGAAGUGGGUAACGUGCCCUUUUUAGUGCUGUUAGGUGAUUACUGUAGAUUUCCCUAGUUCCAGCUUGAAAACUCAUGCUUUUCUUCCACUUCCCUUGUUCUGCGAGAUGCCAUCGUUCAGGAACUGGAUGAAUUCGACAGCUUCUAUAGGAAAAAUAUGCAGAGCCUUGGCUAUUCAAGCAUUUAUAUUCAGAGAAGCGGGCUGAAACGCGAUGGAUGUGGAAUCUUUUACAAGCCCACAAGGUACACAAUCGUCUUCAAUUCUCAUCCGCUGAAACUGUUGAGAUGCCUCCCAUAUGGCAAAAUCAGGUCAGCCUCUUGGGCUCUCUUGCCUCAUCUAGAUUAAAGUCCGAUCCUGUGUGGGUUUUGUCCGAUUUGGACGACAGUAUCAAACCAGUUCUGGCCAAAAGUUUGGAGUGAUGAUCUUUAAGGAAGGAAGGGCAUUAAGGUCACUGAUGUAUGCGGCAGGUUGCAGACGAUCUUAUCUGGUUCCUUCACAUAUUAGACCAGCUCUCCCAAUCUGCAGUCAAAUCGCUCUGUUCUUCUGUGUCCUACCCUUUGAAAUUUUUACUUCUUUCAUCACGUAUUCUAGAUCUUCAGAGUUGACCCUUACCCACUUGAGCUUCUCCCAUUCUUCUGUCACUUCUGAUUGCCUUUUUGUUUAACCCUUUCCCUGUAACCAGUGCAGAACUGGUCUUGAAGGAGGUGAUCGAAUACAAUGACCUGGUUGAUUUUGUUGACCCCAAGAACUCCGAUGAGGAGGACAGAAGAGAAGAUGGAGAAAGUUCCAUGGUUUCGGACGACAAACCAGGUGAAGGUUCCUCUCAUUCCAUGCUUCCAUCUCCCUCCCGAAUUUAUUCUGUUCAUUGAGAUUCCUUUCACUAUCCCCCGUUCGCUCUCUCGCUGUCUCAGUCCUGGCAGAGGAGCGUAGUGGCGAUGGCAACGGUCGAGAUCCCAGUGACCCGCGUGUGAGGCUGAAGCGAGACUGUGUGGGAAUAAUGGCGGCAUUCAGACUCAACGAUCCCUCCCGCCAUCUGGUUGUCGUGGCGAAUACACACAUUUACUGGUGAGUUUUGAGCUCAGAUUCAUCUCCAUCCUCUGUCCUGCUAUCUAUAGCCGACGCCUCUCGUUAUCCUGCUUCAGGGACCCCGACUGGGCUGAUGUGAAGCUGGCGCAGGCCGAGUAUCUCCUGUCGCGUCUCUCUCGAUUCAAAAACUCUGUCUGCACAGAAUUUUGCUCCGCGCCUUCGAUCAUCGUCGCCGGGGACUUCAACUCCACCCCCGGGGAUGCGGUCCAUUCUCCUUCGCCCAACCUUCUUCCGGAUUUUGGUCCUGGCUUCAGAAGAACUUGCGAAUUAUAUGGCUUCUGCUUCGCAGGUCUACCGGUUCAUGGUGUCUGAAGACGUUGUCACCGCCGCCGCGGCCACCACCAAGCCGCCCGUUCCUCUGCGUAGCCUCUAUGCGUCUGCUGGCGGAGAGCCGCCUUUCACCAAUUGCACCCCGGGUUUCACUGGGACGCUUGACUACAUCUUCUUCUCGGGCUCCGGCAGGCUGAGGCCGAUCGGGCUCCUCCAGGUCCCCGGGCCGGAGUCGCCGGACGUCACCGGCGGACUACCCAACCACCGCCACCCCAGCGACCACCUGCCCAUCGGAGGGAACUUCAUGCUAGUCGAUCUUUGA